Messenger RNA from Phycomyces blakesleeanus NRRL 1555(-), 189 nucleotides. RefSeq lists its product as hypothetical. NCBI's taxonomy places the organism in Eukaryota, Fungi, Mucoromycota, Mucoromycetes, Mucorales, Phycomycetaceae. The transcript is spliced from 2 exons. The record is from RefSeq and is a predicted model, not a curated record. The coding region runs from base 1 to 189 and encodes 62 amino acids.
AUGAGUAUCCUUAAAAUAAAAGCUUACAACGCUUUCCAGCGCUGGAGAGCUACUGGAGCAACCAUGGCACUAUACUCGCACUCCAAUGAGAAGGUUCUAGCUGCCACAUUGGGUCCUACACGACGUGGAGGAAACCUCAUUGAAAAACCUACUGUUUUGACAACUGGCCAUAACAGAGCCCUGAUCUGA